AUUACCUCAACAUAAUUAAAGAUUAUGGCCAACAGAGCCGACAGAGCCAAUUCUGGUUGUGAAGUUUGGGUGCGGAUUGCGUUGGGUGCUCUUUUGUUUUGUUCUGCUGCCCUAGGAGAAGUGAAACCUCUAUCAAUAAAUAUUGGUGCUAUAAUCGCGUUGAACACAACUAAUGGAAAAAUAGCUGAGACUGCUAUUGAAUUGGCGGUUGAAGACCUAAACAGAAACACCAGCAUUCUGAAUGGCACGCUCCUAAAUAUUCAUAUCCGAGACUCCAAACAAGAUGCACUCACAGGCGCUUCUGCAGCAUUGGAACUGAUAAGAAAAGGAUGUGUAAGCAUAGUCGGACCACAGACAUCCGUUGUGGGUGAGUUUGUUGGGUAUUUGGGCGUUGCAGCUCAUGUUCCAAUUGUGACAGUUGGUGCAACGAAUCCCUCUCUCUCCAUGCAUCGAUACCCUUACUUCAUUCGUGCAGUGCCCAAUGAUAAAAUACAAAUGAAGGCAAUAGCAAAGCUGAUAGAGGAGUAUAAAUGGACGGAUGUGGCGCUUGUGUAUGUAGACGACGAUUUGGGCACAUCAGCAAUCCCGGCCUUAAACGAUGCCUUGAGAGAAGCGAGGGCAAAAAUUGUUUUCCAAGCUGCAGUGGAUCCGCAGGCCAAUGUCUCUUCAAUAAGAAAGCUUCUUGAGGAUCAGUUGAUCGAGCUGGAGUCGCGAGUCUUCAUCGUGCAUAUGCAUGCUGAUUUGGCCCUAAUCCUGUUUUCCGAGGCGUACAAAUUAAAAAUGAUAAGCAGUGAUUAUGUAUGGAUCAUUUCCGAUGGAUUCGCCAAUCUACUGGAUUCCUUCGACGCUAAUUCUUUCCUCUCUAUGAAUGGUGUGUUGGGGGUCAAAAGAAAACUCACACAAACCGACCAGCCAAGGCUGAAUGAAUUUGCUAAAAGAUGGAAGCAGCGGUUUAGAGCCCAGAACCCUACAAUACCAAGCCUGGAAUUAAAUGCCCAGGCAAUUGUUGCCUAUGAUACGGUAUGGGCGAUUGCUUUUGCAAUCGAUCGUCUCCUGCAUAUGAAAUCGUGGAAGGGUGGUUUCUCAGAGACCUCUAGUAGCACCAAAGUUUUGAAUUUCAAGGUUUUUGACGGUGGAGAGCAAUUGCUUAAAGAGAUCCUAGAGACAAACUUUCUCGGCCUGAGCGGUCUUGUUCAAAUAAAUCGUGAAAGAGGAGAACCUUUGGAGUGCUCAUAUGAUAUAAUAAAUGUUGUUGGAAAUAAUUAUAGCGUUAUUGGGUCGUGGACAGAAAGGGACCUGAAUAUAUCUUGGAAACGAGAAAUUCAUUGGGGCAGUGGACCAACAAAGACGCCACGCGGAUGGAAGAUACCUGCGCCAGGCAAGAAACUGAAAAUAGCGGUGCCUUGGCAGCAAGUAUUAUCGCCAUUCCUCAAUGUGAAACUAGAUCAUGACAGUGCAGGUGCACAAAACCAGACUUACGAGAUUAAAGGCUUCUGUAUUGAUGUGUUCAAAUUGAUGCUCAAAAGAUUGGAUUAUGAAUUGCCCUAUGAAUUGAUACCUUAUGGAACUGGCAGUGUCACUGCGGGCUACUAUGAUGACCUCGUCUACCAGGUCUAUCUCCAGAACUUCGAUGCGGUUGUGGGAGAUGUAACGGUGCUUGCAAAUCGGAGCAGGUAUGUGGAUUUCACACAACCGUAUACGCUGUAUACGGAGUCGGGACUGAUAAUGAUCGUAGCAAUUUCAGACAAGCGCUCAAGUGAUUCCUGGGCCUUCCUGCACCCCUUUACUCCAGCCAUGUGGAUAACUACUGUUACAUUUUUCAUUUUCACGGGAGCUGUUGUUUGGUUUUUGGAGCACAGACAAAAUCGGCAAUUUAGAGGGACGCCUCGGAAACAAGUCUUGACAUUCAUCUGGUUUUCCUUUUCCACACUGUUUAUGACUCAAAGGGAGAGAAUUGCAAGCUGUCUGGGUAAAGCAGUGGUGACAAUUUGGCUUUUUGUAGUCUUUGUGUUAGUGUCUAGUUACACCGCCAGCCUGUCUUCGAUGCUUACAGUCAAACAAAUUGUACCAAAUGUUGAGAACCUUGAAUCUCUAAUCGCCCAAAAUUCGCCAAUCGGGUAUCAACAGGGAUCUUUCAUAGACAAGUAUUUGGUACAACAGCUUGGUGUGGAUGAAAGCGCACUUCGCCCAUAUUCAUCUGCACAAGAGUCCGCUGAUGCACUGAAGAAGGGACCCAAUAACGGAGGUGUGGCUGCCAUAUUUGAGGAGCAAAUUUUUGCUCAAAAAAUUUUUCUGUCAGCAGGAUGCAAUGACUAUACGAGACUUGGUCCCGUGUACAAAACAGGAGGCUUCUCAUUCGUGUUUCCAAAGGGAUCUCCGCUGGUUUCAGGUGUUUCCAAGGCUAUAUUAAAUCUUUCAGAAAGCAAAGAGAUGCAAGCAAUUCGGAAGAGGUGGUUCAAUUCAACUGAAAACAAAUGCAACAUUGAGUCUGGUGGAUUGGAUUCAAACAAAAUGAGCCUCAAAGACUUUUGGGGUAUAUUACUUUUCACAGGAUGCGUAUCAUUUCUCACCCUUGUCUACUAUCUAUGUCGCCUGCUUUACCGGUUUGUGCACAGAAAUGAGAAUUCAUCUCAUGAUAAAUCAAUCUCAACCCGAUUGCGAACGUUUGCCAAUUAUGCAGACAAGAAGGACAUCCAAGCACCAAAAAGAAAGAGACAUAAGGCCGACACUUUGCCCACUUCCUCUGAACUUCCUGUUUCAACAGAACAGAUGUGAACAGCAUUUCAGGAUUGUGUAAUCUAUCUACUAUUACUAUGAUGGUUGUGGAUUAAUUUUGGCUUCAUCGUUUAGCUUAAAUGAGCAUAUCCACGGCAAACGCGUUGUAAAUGUUUGUGGAAAUUCUAUCUUGACCACAAACAUGGGAUUGUUGCUCAAACUAAAAUGAUUGUAAUAAACUUGUGCAUGUACAACUGUAGAAAUUGUUGGGUUUUGUUCAAGUAUAGUUGCCGUAGUGAUAUAGGAUACCUCGACCCGAUAUAUAUUUGACAGUAUUUAUUCACUAGGAUUAAAAGUAGGUGUAAUGGUAAUGCUGAUAGCAUAUUAUAAUUUGAAUAUAAUUUGAAUAGAAUGUUUCA
This is a messenger RNA of Cryptomeria japonica (Japanese cedar), 3134 nucleotides long. RefSeq names its product glutamate receptor 3.3-like. The transcript is spliced from 6 exons. Gene Ontology annotation, cellular component: plasma membrane. The record is from RefSeq and is a predicted model, not a curated record. NCBI's taxonomy places the organism in Eukaryota, Viridiplantae, Streptophyta, Pinopsida, Cupressales, Cupressaceae. The coding region runs from base 25 to 2775 and encodes 916 amino acids. Gene Ontology annotation, molecular function: glutamate-gated receptor activity.